Molecule: messenger RNA, 3956 nt
Organism: Lycium barbarum (goji berry)
Lineage: Eukaryota; Viridiplantae; Streptophyta; Magnoliopsida; Solanales; Solanaceae
Product: leucine-rich repeat receptor-like kinase protein SUNN
Exons: 2
Coding region: 1896-3875 (659 amino acids)
Biological process (GO): protein phosphorylation
Molecular function (GO): ATP binding; protein kinase activity; receptor serine/threonine kinase binding
Source: RefSeq, a predicted model, not a curated record
CGGACAUCACAGUUAUAAAAACCUCAUGGCAUAUCAUUUCAUAGAUGCUAGUGUAAAAUGCACAAAUUGAAUUUUGUGAAUACAUACCAUCUGUGGCGAUAAAACCAUAUUAUUAAGGUAAAAUGUUAGUAGUUUAAAUUAAAUUAUUUUUAAAUAUAAAAGUGUCAUUCUUCUCGGGUCAUGUGAAAAGAAAAGUAUGCUGCAUCAUUUUUUCUUUCUUUUCUUUUCUCUACUUUUUUCCCUUUCAGUCCUUUAUACCAAGAAAUCGCGAUGGGUCCAAGAAAAGAAGAUUAAUGGUGGUAUAUUAAUGAACAGAAUGAAUUAAUACGUUCAUGAAUUUUUAAUUAGUCGUUUCCUUGUAUAUUUUAAUUUUUUAUUUUGUAUUGCUUCAACCAGCAUUUUAAAUUAUUAUCAACCAUAAUACUCAAAAAAUUCAUCAGAGCUGCACUAUCAGAUUUUCUAGUAUUAAUUAUUAAGCUUUAGUGUUCAAUUUUCUUAAAAUAUUAAACUUUCUGUGAAAGAUAUUCUGUCAAAACAUUAUGAUUGAUGUACGGUUUGCUUAUCCACAUUUCUGUUGCAACGUAACAUUAUGCUAAUGCCUUUUGACAUAUUUUGGAAAGUUGUCGGUAAUAGUUAAAAUGUAAUCCGUCAUCACUUUUUAUUAAUACACGUUUUUCAUUUUAAUUUGUGCAAUAUUUUUCACAAGAGGACUGUGAUUCGAGCCUGAGAAUGAAAAAACUCUUAGCAGAAAGUAAUUUUUUUUCCUCCUUUAAUAGAUUAUAUCAUGAAUUUGGAUUAAUCGAGUCAAUGAAUUCUAAAAAUCGAAUAACGAAGAUUGUAGUUCUGUCAAAGGUUACUUGACUUAAUUCCCAUAAUAGUACCUGCAAUUACCUUUCAAUUGACCUGAUAGUGCUCUUACCGAAGUGGCACAACUUACUGUUGUCUACCUUUAAUUAUGUCUUCCGGGUGUAGAUCCUGUUGAAGUCUUUUCUUAAAAAAAUUUAUACUAUCGAGGGUCGUUUGGUAGGGUGUAUUAGGUAGAACGGAAAAGGCUCAAAUAUGCCAUCGAAAUAUCAGAAAUGACUCAUUUAUGCCACUCGUCAAUAGUUUUGCUCAUUUAUGCCAUUGCCGUUAACAAAAUGGCUCAUCCAUGCCACUUUUCAAUACCAAAUAUAACACGUGACCUUUAAUUUUUCAUGAUCAAUAACUUUAGGAUGAAUAUGAUGAUGCUAUAGUCAUUCAAAGAACAAUAUUUUUUAUACGGAAAAGACUCAAAUAUGCCAUCGAACUAUUGAAAAUGGCUCAUUUAUGCCACUCGUCAAUAGUUUGGCUCAUUUAUGCCAUCGACGUGGACCUUUAAUUGAAGGUCACGUGUCAUAUCUGGUAUUGUAAAACAGGCGUUAAUGAAAAUGGCAUGGAUGAGCCAUUUUGGUAACGGUGAUGACAUAAAUGAGUCAAACUAUUGAUGAGUGGCAUAAAUGAGCCAUUUGCGAUAGUUCUAUGACAUAUUUGAGUCUUUUCCGUAGGUAGAAUAAUGCUGGUAUAAAAUUUUAGUACAAUCUUUGGUUGCAAAUUUAAGUCUAGUACAACUAAUACUAGUUUUACUUAUACACGUUAUUCAAUACUAUCCUUAUACAUAAUAAACCACGGCAUUAAUAACAGCAAUAUUAUUUUUAAAAUUAUGCACCAUAUUAGUACUAUUUAGAAAUCAUGCAACAAAUGUCUUUUUUAAUACAACAAACCAAAUAGUCGAUAAGAAAUAAUGUCAUCAUAACUAAUUCCAGCGUAACUUGUUUUCGAACCAAAUGACCCCUCAGUGUAUAAAUGAUUAAACUCUGAUCAUGCUUUCCCAAUUCCAACAAAUCAGUAGUUAAAAGUUUUCUCACAUCAAUUCCAUGGAAAGAAAGCAAAACCUUGAUCUCAUGAUAAUUUUCUUUUUUAUUUUCCUAUUUGUUCAUGUGAAUUCACAAACUAUUGCUAUACAAGAAGAUGAGAUGACAAUUUUGUUGGAGUUAAAGAAGUAUUGGGGAAAUUCAUCUGAUAUCUUCCAAAUGUGGAAUCUUAAUUCCUUUCCUUGUAGCAAUUGGCCAGGAAUUACAUGUUCUAGUGAUGGUUUUGUCACAGGCAUAAGUCUUAGACAUCAAAAACUUGGUGGAAAUAUUGUUCCACCAAUCAUUUGUGAACUCAAAAAUCUUGUAGAUAUUGCACUUGCAGAUAGUAACUUAUCAGGUCAAUUCCCAACAGUUUUUUACAAGUGUUCAAGACUGGAAAUUCUUGAUCUUUCUGGGAACCAAUUCCAUGGACCAUUACCUACAGACAUUCAUCGAAUGUCUAGGCUAAGGUUUUUGGAUCUUAUCGCGAAUCAUUUCAAUGGUACCAUUCCAAAAUCUAUUGCUCAGCUUACAAAGUUGAAACAUUUGUCUCUUAGUAAGAACAUGUUUGAAGGGAAAAUACCUCCAGAAAUCGGAAAUCUAUCGAAUCUUGAGGUGUUAGGGAUGUCAUACAUGAAGAAAUUCGAGUUUGCUACCAUUCCGAAUGAGUUGGGCAAGUUGAAGAAUUUGAAGGUGCUACUGAUUAUACAGUCAAAUUUGAUUGGGAACAUUCCUGAAUCUUUUUCAAGUCUUUCGAGACUCAAAACGUUGGAUCUGUCAAGAAACUAUCUGAAUGGAUCAAUUCCAGGCUGGUUAUUACAUUUGAAAAGUUUGACAAAAAUAGAUCUUUCGUGGAAUCGUUUAUCUGGAAAAAUUCCGUCACAACUUGAUGAAGAUUUUGACUAUAAUUUCCAUGGUAAUUUUGAUCUUUGUACUUCAAAUACAAGCCAUGCUAGUAAAUAUCUACCCUUGUGUACUAAUCACAAACCAUGCAGAACACUAAUCUUAGCCCCCCUAGUCGGAACGAUUUUGGUAAUUGUUAUAGUUUUACUCUUCUUAUGCUGGAGGAAGAGGCAGGGAAUUGGUGAUAGGAGGUUCAUUCCUUUUCAAAAAACCGAGCUCACGGAAUCAGAUAUUCUGCUGAAUUUGACUGAAGAGAACUUUAUUGGGAGAGGAGGAUCUGGAGACGUGUAUCGAAUUGCUGUCCAUCAAAAUGGAAGUCAUGUUGCUGUUAAAAGAAUACGCAAAGAAAGGGAAUUAGACAGAAGAUCAGAGAAGCAGUUUCUGGCAGAACUUCAAAUACUGAGUGAGAUUCAACAUCCAAACAUUGUGAAACUAAUUUGCUGCUUUUCAAACGAGGACUCGAAUUUCCUGGUGUACGAGUACAUGGAAAAUCAAAGCUUAGACAAAUGGUUGUAUGAAAAGAAAAGAAACAAAUCACAAAAUGUUUUAUUGAAAUGGGAUACCAGGCUGCAUAUUGCAGUUGGAGCUGUCCGCGGUCUUUGCUAUAUGCACCAUAAUUGCUCCCCUCCCAUUAUUCAUCGAGACAUUAAAUCUAGUAAUAUCCUACUGGACAACGAAUGGAAUGCAAAAGUCGCAGAUUUUGGACUAGCAAAAGUAUUAGCCAAGCAGGAAGAUAGCGAGACUGCUUCUGCUGUUGCUGGCACUUUUGGCUACAUCGCUCCAGAGUAUGCUUAUGCAACAAAAGUAAGUACGAAGAGCGACGUUUAUAGCUUCGGUGUGGUAUUAUUGGAGCUAGCUACUGGAAAGGAACCUGUUAGCAGAGAUGACUACAUGAACCUUGCACAGCUGGCAAGAAAACAUUGUGUAGAAGGAAACCUUAUUGAAGAUGCUCUAGAUGAAGAAAUCAAAGGACCAAAUAACUUGAAAGCAAUGACUACUGUUUUCAAAUUAGGGAUGAUGUGUACUAGCAAGUUACCUUCCAUUAGACCUUCCAUGAGGGAAGUAUUGGACUCUCUUCUAUUCUUGACUACUAGCUACUAGUUAGUUGUCCUUUGGCAUUUACUAGUGAUAUCUGUUUAGCAGUUGAUGAUCUGUUAUAUACUGGUUUAGCAUUAUUUAGUC